AAGCAAAGUCAUAGCCCCAACAACUGUACAUACAAAAAGUACAAUUACACAAUCUCACAAACAACCAAACCAACCUCUUCCUUUCUCUCAAAUCACAUCAAAAACCUUUCAAUCUUUCUCUCUUUCUUCUUCUACUUCAAUUCUCUUCUUUCUUCACUUUUUAUUUUUGUCCUUUAAUUAAUAAUUAAUUUGGAGUUACAUAGAUCUUAGCUUAGCUUCAGUUUAUUACAACUCCCCCAAGAGAGAGAAACGUACAAGCUGCAUUUAAAGAAGCUCAAAGAUUACUUAUUUUGAAGUUACACUUACACCCACCUUCAAAAAUUGUACCUUUCUGAUCAAGGAGUAAUCUUUGUUCUGAUUUCAGAAGGGUUCUGAAGAUUUUUGGGGUUAUUUGUAAUUGCCCUUGAAUUGAAAAGGUUCUUAAAACCUGAUUUUCAUUCAGCAGUGUUCUACAAAGAGUAUGAGGAAAAAUGUUGGUUCUCAUUCAGGAAGGAUGUUUAGUGACAGGAAAUGGAUUAUACCAUUUUUUGCAAGUUUGUUGGUAUCUGUGAGCUUGGUUCUUACAGCUAUUCUUGGUGAAUUUAGUUCUUAUGGUGGAGGAGAGGAGUCGCCGUUCGACAUUGUUUCGUUCAAUGGAUCAGAGGAUUACAAUGGAGAUUUUGUCGAGUCGGAUUUGGAAAGGUCGAUCAAUGCUAGUGUGGUUGUGAAGAUGGAGGCACCUAAGUUUGCAUAUCUAAUUUCGGGUACAAAGGGUGAUAGUCAUAGGAUGAUGAGGACAUUGGAGGCGGUUUACCACCCGAGGAAUCAAUACAUUUUGCAUUUGGAUCUUGAGGCUCCGCCUCGGGAAAGGUUGGAAUUGGCGAAUGCAGUGAAAGCUGAUCCGGUGUACAGGGAAGUGGAGAAUGUGCGCGUUAUGUCGCAAUCCAAUUUGGUAACUUAUAAGGGUCCUACUAUGAUUGCUUGUACCCUUCAAGCUAUAGCAAUACUAUUGAAGGAGAGUUCAGAGUGGGACUGGUUUAUAAACCUCAGUGCCUCGGAUUAUCCUCUUGUGACACAGGAUGAUAUGCUUCAUGUUUUCUCUAAUCUGUCAAGAGAUCUCAAUUUCAUUGAACAUACACGCAUUUCCGGUUGGAAAUUGAACCAAAGAGCAAGGCCCAUCAUUAUUGAUCCUGCCCUUUACUUAACAAAGAAAUCUGAUUUAGCAUUGACUACUCAAAGAAGAACACUUCCGACGUCUUUUAAAUUGUUCACUGGUUCGGCUUGGGUUGUACUAACGCGGUCUUUUGUGGAAUACUGUAUAUGGGGAUGGGAUAACUUUCCACGGACUAUGCUUAUGUAUUAUACAAAUUUUGUCUCUUCUCCCGAGGGAUAUUUUCACACUGUCAUUUGUAACACUCAGAAGUUUCGACACACAGCAAUAAGCCAUGAUCUUCACUACAUUGCUUGGGACACUCCACCAAAGCAACAUCCCAUCUCUUUAACUAUGAAGGACUUCGACAAAAUGGCUCAGAGCAAGGCUCCCUUUGCCCGGAAGUUUGCAAAGGAUGAUGCAGUCCUAGACAAGAUUGACAAAGAACUUUUGAGCCGCACGCAUAGAUUUUCACCAGGUGCAUGGUGUAUUGGGACAUCAGAAAAUGGAGCAGACCCAUGUUCUUCGCGUGGCAAUGAUACGGUGUUUCGGCCAGGACCCGGUGCUGAGAAGCUACGCAAGCUGCUUCAGGUGCUGUUAUCUGAAGAAUUUCUAAGCAAGCAGUGUUUGUGACAAUGGAGUACACUACAAAUUGGAUAAUUCAAGUGUACAUAAUGUGGUUAUAUAUAUAUAUCAUAUAUAUGAGAUAUAAAAAGUUAGGAUUUUGUAUCCUAUAAUAUAGAUUCACAGUAAGAAGCAACAAGCACUGACAGUAGCAGUUUUUUGGUGCUUGUUUUGGUUUAGUUUUGCCAAUUCCAGCCAGCCAUUUAUGCUGUAACAAUCUUUUUAUUUUUGUUGAGUUACAAAAGGCAAUUAAGUUUCAUAGCAGAUAUUUUAAUUUUUUUAUUGGUUAUCUAUAUUAUCUUAUGGAUAAAUUCUUAGGUCA
Molecule: messenger RNA, 2075 nt
Organism: Cicer arietinum (chickpea)
Lineage: Eukaryota; Viridiplantae; Streptophyta; Magnoliopsida; Fabales; Fabaceae
Product: beta-glucuronosyltransferase GlcAT14A-like
Cellular component (GO): membrane
Molecular function (GO): glucuronosyltransferase activity
Source: RefSeq, a predicted model, not a curated record